AUGCGCGCUUCAUUAGUCCUCGCCGCCUCAGCCGCCAUGUCAGCCCACGCCAUGGCCAUCCGCCGCGAUGAAGACCCCAACUUCAGCUGGCAAGCCCCCGAUGCCGCGGCUAAACGCUCACCCUGCCCGAUGCUCAACUCCCUUGCCAACCACGGCUAUCUGGCCCGAGACGGCAAGGAGAUCAGCAUGCAGGACCUGAUCACGGGGCUGGGCCAGGCCAUCAACUUCGACGAGGCGCUCGUUCGCACACUCGGGACCCCCGCCUUUGCGACGUCCACAACAGGCAACUCGAGCACGUUCAACCUCGACGACAUCGCGAAGCACAACGUGAUCGAGCACGACGGCAGUCUCUCCCGAGCCGACUUCGCCGUAACAGGCGACGCCAAGACGUUCAACGAGACAGUCUGGGACGAGACGAGGGGCUACCUGGAGGCGGGCGCGGUGGAGUCGACAGUCGACGUCGCGACCAUGGCCUCGGCGCGGAGCAAGAGGAUAGCCACCGCGCAGGCCACCAACCCGUCGUUCAACCUGACCUCGAGCCAGGUCACCGUGUCCCUGGGCGAGUCUGCCGUGAUCCUGGGGACGCUCGGGGGAAGCUUCACUGAGCCUGCCGCGCCAUUGGAGUGGAUGAAGGUCGUGUUCGAGGAGGAGCGCCUGCCGUUCAAGGAGGGCUUCAACACCUCAUCGGCGCAGAUCACCACCGCGCAGGUCCUCGGCCUGUCGCAGCUGAUUGCGACCAGCACUAGCUAA
Molecule: messenger RNA, 750 nt
Organism: Diaporthe amygdali
Lineage: Eukaryota; Fungi; Ascomycota; Sordariomycetes; Diaporthales; Diaporthaceae
Exons: 2
Coding region: 1-750 (249 amino acids)
Molecular function (GO): peroxidase activity
Source: RefSeq, a predicted model, not a curated record